Saccostrea cuccullata (small rock oyster) is the source of this 3230-nucleotide messenger RNA. RefSeq lists its product as uncharacterized. Lineage: Eukaryota; Metazoa; Mollusca; Bivalvia; Ostreida; Ostreidae. The transcript has 7 exons. Gene Ontology annotation, molecular function: protein binding; metal ion binding. The record is from RefSeq and is a predicted model, not a curated record. The coding region runs from base 294 to 3104 and encodes 936 amino acids.
UUACAGAAAAAUAUGUUGUGCUUAUGACACAAUUAGUCAUUAUGUAAGAUAUUUUAUUUUUAAAAAUAUGAAAAAGGUAAAAUAUGUACAUGUCCCAAAUAUACCUCCGUAAUAAUAUCGUUCGUGGAAAAGUAAACGAAAGUAAAACAAACCAGUGUGACAUUGAAUCAACAGUAUUUCAGGAUGGAGUGAGGAACUUGGGCAGGAAGUGGGCGCAGUUGAGGAAAAAUUCCUAGACGAACUACAGACGUAAACAAGGCGGUUAGUUUGUUGUUUUUUGAACAGUUCUUGGGAUGAGAAGGGGAGGAAGUGCCCAGAGGUUCGCUACACCAGAGCAGCACCCUUCUCUGUUGGUGGUCAAGAAUGCCCUUCAUUUUAUCGUGUCACACGGAGGGCAGUUGACGAUCUCCCAGCUUUUACCCCUGAUUCUUCAACACCCACAGCUCAGUUAUUUAGACAUCGGAAAUCUUUUACAAAUCCUACAGUCAUACUCUAAUGUGUUUGACCUUGUGGAUACCAGAAAAGGAAAGCCGCAGAUCCAGGUCGGCUUGGCGUUUGAGUUAGAAAUAUGUGAGCAGCCAAGAAAAUGUGGAGGCUACCCUCGAUGUACAGAACUACAUAUCUGUAAAUACUUUAUUCAAAACAAGUGCAGGGCAAAUCCAGCGAAAUGUUCCUUUGGGCACGACUUGCAUUCACAACAUAAUUUGCAAAUUCUGGAAAAAUUUAGCUUAGAUCAGAUAGAUCCAGAAGUAAUCAAAAAAUGGAUGCAGCAGCAUCACAACAAGAGAUCGAGGGCUUCCCGUCCACCGCAAGUCUGUACGUUCUACAACACCGCGGGAGGAUGCAGCAAAAAGGAUAGCUGUCCAUUUUUACAUCUCUGCAGCUAUUUUGUGAAGGGGAGCUGUAAAUUUGGUAACAAGUGCACUAGAAGCCAUGCUCUCCGGUCAAAACGGAACAAUGAAAUCUUUCGAGAACAUGGGAUCGAUCUGCGAUGUAAUCAGGAGGAAAUCCUUGAUAUACUCUCCGAGAGGAGGGCACAGGUUGACUACGAAAGGUGGUCUUCAGUAUCUACAGACCCACGUGACUCGGACACUGAUGACGUGUUUUCAAAUUCCGACAAGGAAGACGAGGAUGGGAUGACUCCAGGAAAACCAUUUCUAAUUAAAGCCAACUCGGACUGUAUAACGAUACAGUGGAAACACGUGUCUCAUUUGUCAGCAGAAUUCGAAUACCAAAUUCAGUACAAAGAGAUGCCUGACGGGAGAUGGAAUAUAUUCACCCAAACAAUAUCCCAUGAUGCAUCACGAGCCGCUGUAUCCGGUCUGAAGGCAAGCUCCUCCUACUCUUUCCGGGUUCGACUCGUGGACGCCAGAGAAGGUGAAGAAUAUCCCUUUAGUCGUGAAAGCUCUAUUUUUGAUACUCCCGAGUCUCCAGCUUUAAAAAUGCAGCGUUGUUCAAUUUUGGUGACGAGUGGAAAUCCAGAAAUUUAUCGACUACCUACAAAAAACGUCACGAGCGCCAGGAAUGACAAAAUAAAGUCAAAGAAGCUUUCUAUAGGUUCUGGGCGGCUUUGUGUAAGCGAAAAGACCAUCAUGUUGGUUGGAGCUACCGGAAGUGGAAAAAGCACCCUUAUUGACGGACUAGCGAAUUAUCUAUUUGAGGUGAACUGGGAAGAUAAUUUUCGAUUCACGCUAGUAAGCCUGGAACACGAGGAGAAGAGAAGACUUAAAGACCAGGCAGUUUCACAGACUGAGUGGAUCACAUGCUAUAGCAUUUAUCCCGAUGCGGCAACCAAAUUAGAUUACGCUCUGCACAUUGUGGACACUCCAGGAUUUGGCGACACAAGAGGAGUGCAGCGAGAUCAGGAAAUUAUCAAUCAGAUUCGAGAAAUGUUCCUACUUCCGGGAGACAAAGGGAUGGCUUGUCUCGACGCCGUCUGCUUCUUGGUGAAAGCCCCAGAUGCAAGGCUUACCGCAUCUCAGAAAUAUAUUCUGGAAGCCAUCUUGUCUUUGUUUGGGAGGGAUAUGGAGAAUAACAUCUGUACCUGUAUUACGUUCGCUGAGGCCCAAGAACCCCCAGUGCUGGCCUCCCUAGCAAAGACACGUUUGCCACAUAAAACCUUUUUCAAGUUUAAUAAUUCUGCUUUAUUUGCUGAAAAUAAAGACAGGGAUGGUCUGGCGCAUGCUUUCUGGGACAUUGGAAAGAAAAGUUUUGAUAAUUUCUUUGCCUGCCUAGAUAGAAUGGAAACAAAGAGCCUUCAAAUGACCAACGAAGUUCUAAAGACAAGACAAGAUCUAGAGAAUACAGUUCACAAUCUACAAAGCCUGAUUAAUGCCGGAAUGUCCAAAAUCGCAGUUUUGGAGGAGGAAAUGUCUAUUUUUGAGAAACACGAAGCAGAGAUACGAGAAAAUAAGGACUUUGUUUACGAAGUAACAGAGCAAGUCCAAGAUAAAGAGGAUAUAUCUGGAAAAGGACAGCACACAACGAAUUGCCUCACCUGCAAUUACACUUGUCAUGAAAAAUGUCAAAUUCCUGAGGAUUCUCGCAAAGACCAUUGUGUAGCAAUGGAUCAGGAUGGUACGUGUAAACAAUGUCCGGGGAAGUGUCAUUGGAGAGCUCACCAUAACACUCCCUACAUCAUCAGAUGGGUUUCGAAAACGGUUAAGAAAACCUAUCGUGAAAAGUUACAAAGAUAUGCAUCUGCCCAGGAGAAAGUUGGCACACAGAAACAGGUUCUUCAAAAGAUGAGAAAAAAUGUAAAAGCACUUGAAAAUGGAAUAGCUCAUCUUCUGGACACGAUAUCAGUCAGUAACAACAAGCUAAAUAAAAUCGCUUUAAAGGAGAACCCACUGAAUACGGCUGAGUAUAUAGAGUUAAUGGUAGAAGCUGAGAAGAGGGAACGAAAGUCGGGAUUUAUGUCGCGUAUAAAGGUCUUGGAAGAUUGUCGUCAAAAAGCGCUAAUUGGGCGUGAAGCUGCAGAUUUUCUACAGAAAGCCAGGCAAACAAGGUCCGCGUCUUCCAAACACUUAGAUGACACCGGAAGCGUAAUUGGUUCAGAGUCAUCUGUAGUCAGUAGAAUGUAUUCACUUAUGAACCUUGUGUAGAUUUAAAAAAAAAAAAAAGAAAGAGUGCGAUUGUAUGGAUGAGAAGAUGACUUUAGAAAAGACUUUCAUUGACACAAGUAAUGAGUAAAAUUAAACUACUAGUGUAUAAGUAAAAUACGGUUUAAU